Amphiprion ocellaris (clown anemonefish) is the source of this 5105-nucleotide messenger RNA. RefSeq names its product terminal nucleotidyltransferase 5Aa (gene tent5aa). The transcript has 2 exons. The record is from RefSeq and is a predicted model, not a curated record. Lineage: Eukaryota; Metazoa; Chordata; Actinopteri; Pomacentridae. Gene Ontology annotation, molecular function: poly(A) RNA polymerase activity; RNA binding. The coding region runs from base 803 to 2008 and encodes 401 amino acids. Gene Ontology annotation, biological process: mRNA stabilization.
GCGUCUUGCAGAAGGACUCUGCAUGUCAAGUGGGCAGGUAACGGUUAACUUCUCCACAAGUGUCAAAGAUAUGUUGAACUAAACAGACCCGAGGAAAGCAAGCUGGAUUUCCUGAACACACACACAUGUUGCAUUUACGGGAUUAUCUCUUGGCAGCGGGACGAUCGAUUCAAAUGAUGUAGCAGCCGUGCGUAAAAGUCCACAAGACACCUCUGAGGGGGUUGAUCGUCGGAGGGAGGAUUGUACCAAAGCGCGACUUGAGGAGAGAGCGUACUCAUGCAAAUUCAUAAAAUCAUAGGCGUGCCUUUAGGCGAUGGAGUCACAGCCUGAAAAGCAAACCCCCUCCUGGAUCAUCAGCGACCUUCAAAGACUGUGAUGCGCGGCGCUCGGACGCACUGACAGCGGCUACGGGUCAAAUGUUUUAAAAGCGCAGUGAAAGAGAAGAGAAAGUUAGGGCUCGUUCUUCUUUAUGGUUCUGUUCACUGGCUGCAGUUUUUCCUCAACUCAACCACCAGCUCGACUGCUGCGCCACUGUUCUGCUGGAUCUCCAACCCAAAGGCUUGUUGCGCAAACCGCCAGGCACUGCCGUUACUAUUAUUAUUAGCUUUUGUUUUUUUUUUUUUACAUGUUUACAAUUAGUUUGGAUCACUUUAAAUACCGAGAAGCCUGAUGUGGAUGAAGUUACAGCCUCCUUACUUUUACAGAAUCCGUGCGUAAAGACGCCGAUCACUGAUUUGUUCCUAUUUUGAGAAAACUAUUUAAUUUUCAUUUGUAUUUAAAUUGUUGAGGACUUUCCACCACCAUGUCAGAGGACGACAGUAGCUCCACUACCAGCCUUAUGUCUGACACAGACUGUAGUAACGUUAGUGUCCUUAGCUGGGAGCAAGUGCAGCGGCUGGACGCCAUUCUGACCGAAACCAUCCCGAUCCACGGCCGUGGAAACUUCCCCACUCUGGAGAUGCAGCCGCGGCAGAUCGUCAAAGUGGUUCGGAGUCGGAUGGAGGAGAAACAGAUCCACGUCCGGGACGUUCGGUUAAACGGCUCCGCAGCCAGCCACAUUCUGCACGGGGAUAGUGGACUAGGCUACAAGGACCUUGACCUUAUAUUUUGCGCAAAUAUGAAGGGUGAAAGUGAUUUCCAGACUGUGAAGGACAUAGUUUUGGACUGUCUCUUGGAUUUUUUACCCGACUGUGUGAAUAAAGAGAAAAUAACUCCGUUAACGUUAAAGGAGGCAUAUGUGCAGAAGAUGGUGAAGGUGUGCAAUGACUCAGACCGCUGGAGUCUCAUCUCCCUCUCUAACAACCGGGGGAAGAACGUGGAGCUGAAGUUUGUGGAUUCUCUUCGGCGGCAGUUUGAGUUUAGUGUGGACUCCUUUCAGAUCAAACUGGACUCCCUGCUGCUGUUCUACGAGUGCUCAGAGAACCCCAUGGCCGAGACCUUCCAUCCAACCAUCAUGGGUGAGAGUGUGUACGGAGACUUCAGUGAGGCCCUGGACCACCUACGUCACAAGAUCAUCUGCACCCGGAAUCCAGAGGAGAUCCGAGGCGGGGGUCUCCUGAAGUACUGUCACCUCCUGGUCAGAGGUUUCAGGGCCGCGUCAGAGUCAGAGAUGAAGUCCCUGCAGCGCUACAUGUGCUCACGCUUCUUCAUUGACUUCCCUGAUAUUGGUGAGCAGCAGCGCAAGCUGGAGUCCUACCUUCAGAACCACUUUGUGGGCCUUGAAGACCGCAAGUAUGACUACCUGAUGACCCUCCACGGAGUGGUCAACGAGAGCACGGUGUGUCUGAUGGGGCAUGAGAGGCGGCAGACCUUAGGGCUCAUAGCCAUGCUGGCAGUGCGUGUGCUUGCUGAGCAGAAUGUCAUCCCCAACGUGGCUAAUGUUACGUGUUACUACCAACCUGCUCCUUAUGUGGCAGAUGGUAACUUCAGUAACUACUACAUAGCACAGGUACAGCCGGUGUUUCCUUGCCAGCAGCCUGCGUACUCCACCUGGCUGCCAUGUAACUGAUUCUGCCCCAAAGAAAGGAUGAGGAAGUGAGUCUGAUUGCUUUAAACAGGAGCAAGCGGCAUAGUCGCACCCUCAAACCUGCCCAGUGCUAAACAGCUGACAGAAAAAGGAAUCCUCUGUUUAAUGUUUUGCAUCAAAGCUUCUGUUUUUGUUCAUACUUUAAGUAUGAAUGGUCAAUCGAGAACAGUUGGCGAUCACUUCAAGUACAUUUUUCAAUGUGAAUCACUCACAUUUCUUGACAUGUCAACAUCUCUUGACUCUGCCCAGACCAACAAGCUUUGGCAAAGACUAAUUUGGGAAGCUUGGCAGCAAUGGCUGAAUGCAAAAGUGUGAUGGCCUUGAAUGCGAGCAGCAGAACUGUCAUUAAGGCUGAACAAGACUGAUUCAAUCUGUCACAAACUCAUUAGCCAGCAUGUUCCAGCAGCAGACCGAAUGGCUGCAUCAGAGCCCUGAAGUCUGUGACCACACACACACACACACACACACACACACACCAACACACAACCACACAUACACACAUACAAACACACAUACAGACACUGGGUGAAAUCAGAGGUGUGUGCAGGGCUCCAAAAUGAGCAUCCUACAUUCUGCUUUACAUCAGCUGAACAAGGUGAGAUGCUGUUGAACUAGUUUGGAUAACAAAGCGGCAUCUCUGCCUUGCAUUUGGAUAUAGUUGUGGUUGUUUACAGACCAAAGAUUUCUUUUCUAACAUAAAAACCCAAUUUUGAUGGGGGAAAAAAUUAAGCAAAAUAUGAAGCUAUUGAAAUGUCUAUUUGUAUAUGUGAACAUAUGCGUGUUUUUAAGUGCCUAUUGCCUCGUGGGCAGAGAAAAGAAUGAGCAGGCCAUACGACCCCACUGUGUUUAUAGUCAGGCACACAAGACAGUAGCACCCCAGAGGCUUGUGAAUGUAUAUGUGAAAUUAUGCACAGUCAGUGUUUGUGUACGUUUGGAUGAAAAACUGGAUUCUGCAGUAAAGUAGCAGUGAAAAGUGUACGAUUGAUAGGUUUUUGCAAGAUUCACAUUUUUUUGGUGGGGGGAUGUUUGGAAACUCAAAAUGUUAUCUUCUCUGAGUGACGCUCAAAUGUCCCAAAUUAAUGUUGGAAUUAUUUAACUGUUAUGACAGCGGUUGAUAAGCAUUUUAUGAUCAUCAGCAAGAAAGAAACUCACAUACUUCUUGUAUAUUUUGUACAGCGGUGCUUCUCUUUUUCUCAUCUGAGAAAAAAAGUCACAAUAAGUAGAUAAGAGACAGAGAAAGGAAAGACUGCAUUUCAAGAGAGGGCUGCCAUGUGUGUUCCCCAAUGCUUCAUCCUACAGUAGAAGGAUAUUUGCACAGACACCUCAGAUGAUGAGACACUGUUUGCUGUAGCACCCUGGCAGGGAAUUCCUCAGCUGCUGCUGAAGAGCUUGAACUUAGCUGGGGUUGGGUUAGCAGACGCUCUGUUUAGGGUUCAGAAAAUGUAGUGCCAAACAUUUUGGUAGCUCCGCUGACAGCCCAAAAGUUUAAUGAGAUCAUUUGCUGAUGUAGAUGAUAUGGAAUACACAGAGAGAAAAGGAGGCAGAAGAGAAUAUACAUAUACAAAACAAAAAAACAAGUGAGAGAAAGGAAAAUGCGGUAGUUAAGAGCCAGAGGGGAGAGUGAGUCGGUCUGGAGAGAUGGGUGCAGCUGGUGAUGGGGUUUAUCGCUUUAGGCUUAUCAUGUUUUACUGUACAAACCGUCUCUGUUGAGGUCAGACUACAACUUCAUGAACAGUGCAAGCAGCUCAUCCCUAUUUUUAGGGGGACCAAGACAUUGUGAUAUCAGCAUUUGCUCUCUGUUUUAAUCAUCUGAUUGUUAAUAAAAGAGUGGAAACUGAAGAAUACUGUUUACAUUGAUAUCAGCUUCAGAAGUUGCAACCAAGCAGCAACAACCACAGUCUGAAACUGAAGCUAAUGUGGACGUACCUUAAAGUGCAAUAACUCCGAGGGUCGCAAGAAAAUGGCUCUUAGAAAAUGAACGGCUCCAGUAUCCUCCCCUUCAAAAAGCACAUAAGUCUUUGCAGAGAUAAGAAUUCGAUAACAUUUUUUUUUUAAUGUCAAUCGCUAAAUUAGUGUGAAAAUAGCUUCAUAAUUGAACAUUAAGCCUCACACAGGGGCAUGUUGAUUCAUAAGAUUGUAUGAAUCAGGUUUAAGUGUCCCCCUACUCUAUGUUGCCUCCCAUAUUUGAAAGGUCCUGGGUCCAACAGGAAAAUGUUGACUCUAAAGACGUCCAUUAGCUUCAAUUUGGCCUCACUGCAAACCGACCGACGACGUCAUCACUUGUUACGUCCAUCCUCAUGUACAGUCUGUGGCUGCAGCUUAUGUUUCAUUUGUGAGGUUGCUUCAUUGAUGCAUAUUAAUGUUUUUGUGCUUCAUUCCACGCUCAUUUUGAAGAAUUGUACUGUAUAUAAAUAUAUAUAUGAUUACAUGUUUCAGCUUUGCCAGCACGCUUAUUUCUUGCAUACUAGACUGCAGCUUUUCCUGAUGGCAGAUAGAAAAAGAAAAUGGCGAUUUUAAGCGUAAAUAUGCAGGUUUGGCCCCGAUUCCGCUCAAUACUGCAACAAAAAGAGAAAUUCUCUCGCUGAAAAAGCAUUUCUUUCUCAUCCUCUGUCUCACAUAACUCUGAUAAUCCACAACUGCUCUCUUCAGUUGUUUCUUCUUCUCAAUGACUGUCCACAUCGAUGGUAUCCUUUGGAUUGUGCAGGCAGUGUAUUGUCAUUUUAUACUCAGUGAAGUCCUAACAGCUGACUAGCCAGCUAGCUCCAGUCUGCCUGUCAGUUAGUGAUUGUGCCUAGCAUCGUCUUGUAUGCGUUGUCUUAAGCAUCUGUUUCCGUUCAAGCAGUCUUUUACAAAUCACAUGUUUAAAAAAGAAAGAAAAAGAUCCUCGUCAUGUAUGUAUAUUUUUUAUGAUUGUUAUUUUUAUAAAUGUAUCAGACACUGCCGGUGUUGCAGUGCUUUUGAAUCUGUGAUCGGGCUUCAAAGGAUAUGUUCUCAAUAGCUUUUUUGCUAUAAUAUGUUAUGUGUCCAAUGGAUCAAAAGGUUAAAGAUGUUUUCCUCAAUAAAAUAUCUGAAAACCAGA